AAGAGCAAAUCCUUAAAAUAAUUCAUCAUGAAGAGUAAACAAGGAAAUCCUGGCUAAGAUAAAAAAUGGUAAGGGCUACAUUGAUUGAUGUGACUUUUAUUUUGACAACGGAAGUAAAGGGUUUACGUGUAUACACGCAAUUAAGGCCGUAGUACGGUCCAUCCAUCCGCGCCGUCUGCAUGACGCAAUACAACAAUACCACAAUGCCGCGUUCAAUAGCGCAUGCGCGAAAAAGUGCACUAGUCCACUAGGUGUCAAUACACACACAGAAAGUUUGCAGUGUCCCGUUGUCGAAGAAGAAUGAUACAAAAUCAACAUGCUGAAACCACAAACAGGAAGCUCAGAAGCAUAUCCUUCUCCACACUGUUUGGUUGUUGUUCUUGUUGUCUUGCUAUUCGCUCAGAUUGUUUGGAAUGGUGAAAACAGUUCCUCAGUCAUUCAUUUGCAGUAUAUCUGUGAAUGACGUAACUCAGCACUGCCCUCUGAUGGUCUGGUAGAGCACACAUACUCAUUUGUAUUGUGCAUGUGUUAAACUCGGACAUCCAUGCUUAUCUGUGAUGAGAAUGCGCAAAAAGCUGUGUGGAUGCGUUUGUGCGCGAGACUGACACGUACAGCGAAAGUCAAGUAUUAUCCUUUAAAGGAUGCGGUAUACGGAGGAUUCUCAACUUAGAAUUAAACGAGACGUCCUUCGUAGGACAUAAUGGCAGAAAAGGAAAUGGGAAGUACCACGUUCCUAUGACACCAUGUUGUACUGGGACACCUGUCAAUGAAUUAAAAUGAUUUCUACAUGGUUUAAGAGGUCUCAUCCUCCUUUUUUACCUGGUCUUCUAUGGAUUCUUGACUGCAAUGUUUGUCUUCACUAUGUGGGUGAUGCUUCAGACACUUAAUGACGAUGCUCCAAAGUAUCGAGAUCGAGUUGCGUCCCCUGGGUUGGUUAUCAGGCCAAACUUGCUGAAUAUAGUUUUCAACAGAUCAAACCCUCUUGAAUAUGGCCAAUAUGUCCAGCAUCUAGAAUCGUUUCUGGAUCAAUAUAAUGACUCUAAGCAAGCCAAAAAUGACUUGUGUAUGGCGGGUCAGUACUCCGAUCAGGAUGAGGAACCUCAGAAGAAGGUGUGUCAGUUCAGGAGGAGUAUCCUCCACCAUUGCUCUGGUAUGGAGGAUGCCACCUUUGGUUACGCUGAAGGAAAGCCGUGUGUUAUUGUCAAGAUGAACAGGAUCAUUGGUCUUAAGCCAGCCGGAGAUCCAUACAUCAACUGCACAUCAAAGACUGAAACUCUUCUCCAGUUGCAGUACUUUCCCCAUGAAGGGACUAUUGAUCGGAUGUACUUUCCUUACUAUGGUAAAAAAUCACAUGUGGAUUACGUUCAGCCUCUGGUGGCUGUAAAGCUGUUGCUUAAGAAGGAAGACUUCAACUCCGAGCAGAUUGUAGAGUGCAAGGUGGAGGGAUCUAAUCUUAAGAACGAUGACGAGCGCGACAAGUUUCUCGGCCGUGUCACCUUUCGGGUCCUGGUGACCGAGUAGAUCGGGGGCUGGUGCAGACGCUGAAUGGGACCUUGCACUACUUGACUCCCUAUUGUCCUUGUUCUUCUAUAUACCCCCCGCUGGUCCCCAGCAGGACCACAGGACCUAAUUUACCUCUCCACAGAAUGACAGGCAUGACUGAUCGAUUACCGUUAAUGUCCCCUUAAGCAUGUCUUAGCGGGUUUAGUGAUCAUAGCUGAAACUAAAAUUGUAUUUCACCCUGGGCUUUGCAUUCCUUAGAUGUUUUAAAUUCUUGAACGUAAACGCAAACGCAUUUUAGGUUAAAAGGAGUUUUUGUUUACAAUUUGAUUGAUAUGAUAGGGGUUAGUCACUACCUUAAGUCACUCAUUGCUUGUUGUGUUGGUUUGUUUCGUGUUACUCUCUGUGAAUAUAUUUAAUUAUCGUCAAACUGCUGUAUGAUUUAUGUUGAAAAGUGGCAUGAUAUGUUUUUAAAGUAUACAUUUGUAACCUAAAUCCGUUUCCUAACCUCUGCAUGGACUGGUUCAUGCAGACGCCUUAAGAGCCAUGUAACAUCUUGGUAUAAAUGCUAUUUUG
Messenger RNA from Triplophysa dalaica, 2076 nucleotides. RefSeq names its product ATPase Na+/K+ transporting subunit beta 3a (gene atp1b3a). The record is from RefSeq and is a predicted model, not a curated record. Gene Ontology annotation, molecular function: ATPase activator activity. NCBI's taxonomy places the organism in Eukaryota, Metazoa, Chordata, Actinopteri, Cypriniformes, Nemacheilidae. The coding region runs from base 847 to 1521 and encodes 224 amino acids. Gene Ontology annotation, biological process: sodium ion export across plasma membrane; intracellular potassium ion homeostasis; potassium ion import across plasma membrane. Gene Ontology annotation, cellular component: sodium:potassium-exchanging ATPase complex. The transcript is spliced from 8 exons.